This is a messenger RNA of Cicer arietinum (chickpea), 2136 nucleotides long. Its product is annotated as disease resistance protein At4g27190-like. Lineage: Eukaryota; Viridiplantae; Streptophyta; Magnoliopsida; Fabales; Fabaceae. Gene Ontology annotation, molecular function: ATP hydrolysis activity; protein binding; ADP binding. The record is from RefSeq and is a predicted model, not a curated record.
UUAUCUCUAUGAUGAUUCCAUUCACUUGUAGGACUAUUAUUUGAUUAUUUAUAUUUAAACAGGAAACAAAAAUUAUUGCAAUUGUUGCUUUUACACUCAUAGAAAAAUAAAAUGAUUUGUUAUUUACUUUUCAAUUUCAAGUUGAUUGAUUGAAGUCAGGAGGAAGAGGAAGGGAUAAGAGAAUCAAUGGAAGUUGUAACUUUAAUAGUUGGAAAAGUAGCAGAUUACACGUUGGUGCCUAUUGGACGUUAUUUGAUAUUCUACAAAAGGAAUUUGAAGGAGUUAGCAUAUCAUGUUAAGGACCUUGAGGGUGCAAGAGAAAGAAUGAUCCAUUCAGUGGAAGAAGAAAAGGGAAAUGGAAAAGAAAUUGAAAUAGAUGUGGUGAAUUGGUUGGAGGAAGUGACGGAAGUAAUUAAAAAUGCAAAUAAACUUCAACAAGAUACUCUUGAUGCCAAUCUCAGCUGCUACAAUUUAAUUUUACGUCAUCAUUUAAGUAGGAAAGCCACAAAGAUUACAAAAGCUAUUGUUCAAGUACAAGGAAAAGGGAAGUUUGAUAGAGUCGGGUACCUUCCCAUCAUUGUUGCUGAAACAAGAGAUGAUCAAAAUCCCGAGACAAGGAAGUUAUUUAAGGAAGAGAUUUUGAAGGCUCUAAAAGAUUCUUGUAAUUCUAGAAACAUUGGAGUGUAUGGGCUAGGUGGAGUGGGCAAGACAACUCUAGUGGAGGAAGUUGGUGGAAUAGCCAAACAACACAAAUUGUUCGAUGAAGUUGUUAUCGUACAUAUAUCAAAAAAUCCAGAAUUUAAAAGAAUUCAAGGAGAGAUUGCAGAUUUGUUGCGUCUACGAUUUGAUGAAGAGACUAUUGCCGGUAGAGCACAUCGUCUAAAACAGAGAAUCAAGAUGGAGAAAAAUAUACUUAUCAUUCUAGAUGAUGUAUGGAGCAUACUUGAUUUGAAGAAAGUGGGAAUUCCAUCAUAUAAUGAACAUAACGGUUGCAAAUUGUUGAUAACUUCUAGAAAUCAAGAUGUGUUGUUGCAAAUGGAUGUUCCAAAGGAUUUCACUUUUAGACUUGAACUUUUAAGUGAAAUAGAGACAUGGAGUUUGUUUCAAUUUAUGGCUGGUGAUGUGGUUAAAAAUUUGAAUGUGAAAGAUGUAGCAAUUCAAGUUGCCCAAAAGUGUUCAGGUUUGCCUCUUAGCCUAGUGACAGUUGCGCGUGCAUUGAGAAAUAAGAGAGAUGUACAAUCUUGGAGAGAUGCAUUGAGAAAAUUACAAAGUAAUGAUGAUCAUGGGGAGAUGGACGGAUUAACUUAUUCUGCUUUGGAGUUGAGUUAUGAGUCAUUGGAGAGCGAUGAAAUGAAGGAACUCUUUUUGCUUUUUGCUUUAAUGGAAGGUACUGAAGCAGAGCUCUAUUUGGAUGUUGCAAUAGCUUUAGACAUAUUCAAGCAUAUUAAUACCAUGGAUGAUGCAAGAAAUAGAAUUUACAACAUAGUAGAAUCUUUGAAGGCGACUUGCCUGUUGCUUGAAGGUAGUAGUAAAACAAGUGGAGGAAAGAUUGAAAUGCAUGAUUUUGUUCGUGAUGUUGCUAUCUCCAUAGCACGUAGGGAUAAACAUGUGUUUAUAAGAGAAUCCCCAAAUGAAGAAAAAUGGCCAACACAUGAUACAUUAAGAAGGUGUUCCAAGAUCCUUUUAUAUGGGUGUCGUUUUGACGAGCUUCCUCAAACGAUAGAUUUUCCAAACCUCAAGCUUUUCUUAUUAUGUAAUAAAGAUCGUUCUAUGAAAACACCUGAAACCUUUUUUGAGAGGAUGACAAACCUUAAAUUCCUAGAUUUAACAUGUUUCAACUUGUCUUCAUUACCCACUUCAUUUCGGUCCCUAAACAACCUUAACACAUUGUAUUUGCAUUUUUGCAUUCUGGAAAACAUGGAAGCAAUAGAAGCUUUAAAAAAUUUAGAAAUUCUUCACCUCUAUAAAUCAUCAAUAAUCAAGCUGCCAAGUGAAAUAGGGCGAUUGACUAAACUCAGAAAGCUGGAUUUGAGCAAUUCAUGAAUACAAGUAAUCCCACCCAACAUCAUAUCAAGCUUGACUAAAUUGGAGGAGUUGUACAUGGAAAAUACUUGUAUUAAUUGGGAAGAUGUGAAU